This is a messenger RNA of Eimeria necatrix, 1218 nucleotides long. RefSeq lists its product as hypothetical. The transcript has a single exon. The coding region runs from base 1 to 1218 and encodes 405 amino acids. The record is from RefSeq and is a predicted model, not a curated record. Lineage: Eukaryota; Apicomplexa; Conoidasida; Eucoccidiorida; Eimeriidae.
AUGACGCCGCCCCGCCGUUGCAGCUGCAGCUGCCACAGCAGCAGCAGCAGCAGCAGCAGCAGCAGCAGCAGCAGCAGCAGCAGCAGGGAGGUGACUGUGGGGGGCUUCAAAGGCCUCUCUGCUUCUCUCUGGCCUCUUUGCCCAGAUCUGCGUCUCGACCUUUUCUUCUUCGACGAAGUCCAGAAUGCGCAGCAGCUGAUGGAGCUGCUCGUGCUGCCCCCGAAGCAGCAGCAGCAGCAGCAGCAGCAGCAGCAGCAGCAGCAGCAACAGCAGCAGCAGAGCACGCCUGAAGCAGCGCACAGCGGCAGCAGCGGCACAAGCCAAAGCGCCUCCACCGGCGCCGCCCCCAGCAGCAACAACAGCAGCAGCAGCAACAGCAACAGCAGCAGCAGCAACAGCAGCAGCAGCAGCAGCAGCAGCAGCGUGGCUGGCGCUGCAGUGCAGAGUUUGCUGGCGGGCUCGCCAGCAGCAACAGUGGCCCCGAGAGUGUGGGGCUGCUGCUGCGUGUGGGGCUUUUUGCUGCUGAAUGCAUGCGCUGUGGUGUCAGUGGAGCAGCUGCAGGUGAGUUUGCUGCGGUGUAUGUACACCGCGGCUCGCUGCAGCAGCAAAACCAAAAGCUUCUUCACGGAGUGUCUCCUCGCCCUUUCCGGCGGCAGCAGCAUCGCAGCAGCAAUUCAAAAAGUGGGCCUUCAGAGCAGCACGCAGCAGCUGCUGCUGCUCUCCUUCACUGACACCAGGGCGCUGCUUUGCUGCUGCUGCAGCAGCAGCAGCAGCAGCAGCGGCAGCAGCAGCAGCAGCAGCAGCAGGUGGAGGCCACUUGUGCCCCUCAACGCGGGCUGCGCGCUCUUCUCCCAGGGAGAGGGCAGGAGGAUCAUCGACCAGCUGCAGCCAGCAGCAGCAGCAGCAGCAGCAGCAGGGGACGCAGCAGCAGCAGCAGCAGCAGCAGCAGACGAAGAGAAGAGGCAGCAGCUGCUGCUGCUCGUGUUGCAGCAGAUCCAGGGGAGGAACGUAGCCCUCGCCAGCGUUCCCCCACACGGCAGCCUAGUCCCUCUGCAGCAGCAGCAGCAGCAACAGCAGCAGCAGCAACAGCAGCAGCAGCAACAGCAGCAGCAGCAACAGCAGCAGCAGCAGCUGUUUGGCAUCAGUAGUGCAGAAGCAGAGCUGCCAGGAGGAAUCCAUGCUGCGGUCCUCUCAAGAGUUGCUGCGCGGCACAUUUAG